UUCUGUGAGAACAUGGGGACUAAAGAAUUGUGAGUGUGUGGUGAGGGAGGGAGGGGACACCCCAGAGUCUCAUCACAUUAGUGAUCAUAGAACUGUAUGGUAAUGAAGAAGAAAGAUAAUGUGUCUUUAUCUUCAACUCUCAAGGAGACCAAAGAAGCCUGGGGAGCCUCAGGGGCAGAAAGUCCCUCCUUGAACAACUUUGAUGUAUCCUUGACAUCCAUCUACAGCUUCACUGAUGACCUAGGCUACCAAGGGAGCCAGGACUUGACCAGCGAAGAAGAUCCCAAACUUGCUCAGUCCAAGAGGCCAAAGCGGAACAAGGCUGCCAUUGUCCGGAUGAGGAGAAACAAGGUGAAGGAGGAAGAUGAGGAGGAUGAGGACGACGAGGCAGAGGAGUCCUCUGCUUCUCUGCGAUCUCCUAGGAUGAGACGGAAGCAAUACCCAUACUCAAGAACCUGCCAACUGAGGCAAAAGGAGCACUUGAACACCUUGGAAAGUAGCUCGAGCAUACUCACUCUCAAGACCCAGUCGUCCCGCUGGAGUUUGGCCGAGUUGCGUCAAUACUUGUGUAGCUGCUGCCGCAGGAGGAAGAAGUCGGUGGAGGAAAAGAAGGCUUUGGACCCCGAAAAAAGGAGGGACCCAAAGGAGAAUGGCCCAGUCCCGGGCUCUGUUAGUGAGCAACGGGUGCAAGGGGCUCCUGGGGGCACGCCUGGGGAAGAUUUGGGCAGAAGCCAGGAGAACAGAGAGUGUAAUCUCUCAGCUUGUAAAUAAAGCAAACUUUAUU
Equus caballus (horse) is the source of this 784-nucleotide messenger RNA. RefSeq lists its product as uncharacterized. Lineage: Eukaryota; Metazoa; Chordata; Mammalia; Perissodactyla; Equidae. The record is from RefSeq and is a predicted model, not a curated record.